Oppia nitens is the source of this 612-nucleotide messenger RNA. RefSeq lists its product as uncharacterized. The record is from RefSeq and is a predicted model, not a curated record. The transcript has a single exon. NCBI's taxonomy places the organism in Eukaryota, Metazoa, Arthropoda, Arachnida, Sarcoptiformes, Oppiidae. The coding region runs from base 1 to 612 and encodes 203 amino acids.
AUGGAAGAAAAUAUAGUAAAUGACAAAAAAUGUGUAAAACUUGAUCUCUAUAUCGAUGAAGAAGAGACACUCCAUCAAAGUCAUGACGAAAGUGCAGACGAAGUGCUGUGUCUUCGGAUACUUAGCUCACAAGCGAAGUACCGGUUCGGCGGACUUAAGGUUCACAUCGAGAGUCCGGUGUUUAACGUCGGRAAGAUAUUUAACGUCGAGUUUGAUGAGGACAGUGAAGUAGCGCUCAUUAAAAGCCAAAAGGACGCGCUCGGCAACGACACUAUCUUUGCCGGAAAGACUACGCCAACCACUUCUAAAGCGGCCACUAUUGUGGUCAGUCCCGAUCGGGACGAUCCCGAACUAACAACAUGUCCGCGUGUUAGUGCCGACCUUACACUGAUUGAGGCAAACGAUGCCAUACCCGACGUCGUCAACGAUAAAGAUGACGCUAACAAUAGUGUGAUGAGUGGUGACGAAGUUACAGCCGCUACCGCCGCUGCUGGCGGUCGUCGUAUGUCUUCACAGAUGAAAAAAUAUGUGUCGCGAAGAUUUCAGUCGAGUUGGAAUAAUGCCGUUCGAGUCAAACGAUUCUUCUCGGAUACGAUGCCCUUCUGGAACUAA